Molecule: messenger RNA, 1336 nt
Organism: Emiliania huxleyi CCMP1516
Lineage: Eukaryota; Haptophyta; Isochrysidales; Noelaerhabdaceae
Exons: 1
Coding region: 20-1036 (338 amino acids)
Source: RefSeq, a predicted model, not a curated record
CAAGGAGCAAGACAGAAGAAUGGCUGCGGCUCUGCCGUUGUGCAGCGACCAGGCGUGGAACGUGUCGGACGUGCUCGACGCCAUGGCGCCGACGCUCUCCACCUCCGAGCACUCGCGCCGCGCGGCGUCCGCCGCGUACGCCGCGGCGGCGCCAUUCCCGCACGCGGCGGCGGACGGCGUGUUCCCUGCGUGCUUGCUGCGCGCAGUGGCGCAGGAACUGCCGCAGAGCAUCGACAAGCACGGCUGCGCGAGGGGUGCGUCCCGCUGCUUCAACGGUGGCGCACGCGAGUUGCACAAGAGCCAGAUCACGAGCGAGCGCGCGAUGGGUGGCGCGACGCGGCUGCUCUUCGCCACGCUGCGCGCUCCGCCCUUCGUCCGCUGGCUCGAGCAGCUGACGGGCAUCGCGAAGCUGCGCCCCGACCCUGGCUAUAGUGGGAGCGGCGUGCACAUCACAGCAACUGGCGGGCGGCUCGGCGUGCAUGCCGACUUCAACCACCUGCCGCGCAAGCCGUCGUGGCACCGCCGCGUGAACACGUUCGUCUACCUGAACGACGAGUGGCCGGAGGCGUACGGAGGGCAUCUCGAGCUGUGGGACCGCAACCUCACCGCCUGCGCCACGCGCGUGCUGCCAACCAUGGGCCGCUUCGUCGCCUUCUCCACCACCGACUUUUCGUACCACGGCCAUCCCGUGCCGCUCGCCGCGCCGCUCGGCCGCGCACGCCGCUCCGUAGCGCUCUACUACUAUACCGUGGGAGUUCGCCCGCCUGCCGAAUGUUUGGAGGGCCGCUGCUCCUCGAUGCACACCACCAUCUUCAAGAGCACGCCGCUGUGCUCGCCCACAGCCAACGCUGCUCCGUCCCUGCCCAGUGGGAACGAGGCUCCGUCCCUGCCCAGUGUGCCGCCGAGGCGCAGCCCGCUCCCCGAGGGCUCGGCUCUCGCUGCGCUGGCGAGCAAGGUCGAGAAGCUUGAGGCCAAGAAGCAAGAUCACCGCCCUCGAGGCUCAGGUCGCACGCGGCUGAAGCGCGGCAAAGGUUGAAGGGUUCUGUGCGUUCUCACAUGUCGGUUCGUGGGACAUGUUACCGCAUGGGCCAUGUGAGUGUCUUGUGAAGCCCGCUGCUCCAAAGGCAGCAACCCCUACUCCCCUUGCAGGUGGCGACAGGCUCCGGCCCUUUCGCCUUUGAUAUGGGUUUGGUCAUGGGACGCGGGUCGCGGCGCGAGGCGUGGGCAGCCGUGAGUGCUACGUACGCGUGCGUGGUACGAAAAUGUUGAAUGUUAAAUGUUAAAUGUGACGUAAUGUAAAAUGUAAUUACCACCUUAUAAAAUAUUUAAGUUCAUG